Messenger RNA from Racocetra persica, 869 nucleotides. The record is from the annotation of a GenBank genome assembly. Lineage: Eukaryota; Fungi; Glomeromycota; Glomeromycetes; Diversisporales; Gigasporaceae.
GAUAAUUCUAGCAUCAAUGUCGGUGAUGCAUCGUCGUUGAAUCUUUCUUCUUUAAAUCUUCGAGAGGACGAUUCUUCAAAUCUUGAAUCUAAUGUAUCCAAAAUAGUGAAUCCUAUUAUUAAUUAUAUUGCUGAUCUCAAAUCUGAUUUACACGCCGAAAUGGAAAAACUUCAUUAUCGUGUGGACCCAAAGCUCCUUAGUUCUAUGAAGGGAUCAUCAGAUGAUUGGCAACCAGCAGAAUUUGAAAAGGCUCAAGAUCAAAACCGAUAUGAUGCAGUUAUUACUGCCGGAAAAUUAUUAGAUCUUGUCUUGACCUUAUUUCUUCCCAAUGAAGCUAAUGAUCAUAUCUCUCAAGCCCGUCAUAUUCUUUGGGAAAAAGCAUUAUUGUAUCGUCUUACUUCUUCUACAGAGUCUUCGUCGUCUUCUGCACCUUCUCGUUCUUUUGAACCUUCUCGUUCUUUUGAACCAGGAACUUCGACGGAUGCUGCUAUUGAAUCUGUUAAUAAGGUCAUCGAUAAAAAUAAUGUAGAACAAACUACUUCAGGACAAUACAUUUCAAGACAAGAAGAUACUCUUGCGAAUCAAGUAUUGCCAAAUGAUGUAAGAGCUGAAAAUUUACCUGAUUCGGCUAAAACUGAAGAAACCGGUGAUCAAUCACCAGCCGCAAAUGGAACGACAAAAUCGCGCCGUUUGUCAAAUCAAAAUCGUAGAUCUAACAGGGCGAGACGUAGGUCAACUAGCGUACAAAUUGAAAAUGCAAGUGGUAGUGGUAGUGGGACAAAAUCUGCGCAAGAAUCAUCAUCCUAUCGUGAUUCUGAACGACAAGAAGAUAUUCAGUCACUUCGCCUUUCAACAAGUCCAGAGGCACC